Chenopodium quinoa (quinoa) is the source of this 444-nucleotide messenger RNA. RefSeq lists its product as uncharacterized. The record is from RefSeq and is a predicted model, not a curated record. Bases 1 to 444 code for a protein of 147 amino acids. The transcript has a single exon. Lineage: Eukaryota; Viridiplantae; Streptophyta; Magnoliopsida; Caryophyllales; Amaranthaceae.
AUGUCGUCCUGUACGUAUGACGGUAAGGGGGACCCUAAGCGGUAUGUAGCUGCUUUUGAGAGUCACAUGUUGCUAUAUACCGACACCGAUGCUGUGUGGUGUAAAGUUUUCCCUACGACUCUUACCGAGGCAACUUCGGAUUGGUUCUCCAAUUUAGAGCCGGGAUCAAUCGACUACUUUGAGACCUUGGUGGAGUUGUUCACGGGUCAGUACAUAAGUAAUAGUGCGAGACAAAGGACAUCUGGCGAGCUCAUGGCUAUUCAGCAACGAAAAGAGCAAUCGCUUAGAGAUUUCAUUAGGCGCUUCAAUAACGAGGCUAACACCAUACCAAAAUUGCAGCAAGAAAUUGCCGUGAUGGCGUUGAUGAAUGGACCGGGUGACAACGACUUCAAAAAAUAUAUGUCGCGGAAGUCUUUCCCAAACUUAGGGGUAGCAUUUGCCUAG